AAGAGGUGAAAUUUUUACAAAUAAUAAAGUAACUAUUAAUGAACUUAUGAAGGAAAAUUUAUUAUUAAAAGCCAACCAUCUUUUCAUCCCGAGCACUAAUCCUUGGGGUUCUCAAAGCUGGAACGAAUUCAUUCUGGAGGCAAGCCUUAAACUAAUUAUUUGGGAGACCCUUAAAAAACAGACAUAUCCACCUGAUCGUGCAUCACAAGAUGAGUCUUCAUUUAUGCCUACCAUUUAUGAUUUAAAUGGA
Molecule: messenger RNA, 250 nt
Organism: Dentiscutata erythropus
Lineage: Eukaryota; Fungi; Glomeromycota; Glomeromycetes; Diversisporales; Gigasporaceae
Source: the annotation of a GenBank genome assembly